Messenger RNA from Cydia fagiglandana, 3835 nucleotides. RefSeq names its product autophagy-related protein 9A (gene Atg9). Gene Ontology annotation, biological process: protein localization to phagophore assembly site; nucleophagy; autophagy of mitochondrion. The transcript is spliced from 15 exons. The record is from RefSeq and is a predicted model, not a curated record. The coding region runs from base 337 to 2619 and encodes 760 amino acids. Gene Ontology annotation, cellular component: autophagosome; phagophore assembly site. NCBI's taxonomy places the organism in Eukaryota, Metazoa, Arthropoda, Insecta, Lepidoptera, Tortricidae.
UUGAUUUGGUUUAUUUUCGUCAUUUCAUUCGUUUUGUGAAGUGUAUUAAAAUAUACAGUUGAAGACUUACGAAAUUCUUUGUAUCCUUGAACUUAAUAGAUUGGUUUCAAAUCCAAAUGCAAAAAACGUGUUAGUUUUUAAUUUACGAUAAAACGAUUUCGAUCGAUGAAAAUCCUUUGUAUGAAUUUCGCGCUUUGUUCUUGUAAAAGUUAUUUUUACGCAUUUGCAGCAAAGUCGAGAAUAUGUAGAUGAUAAUAAAUUAAGCGUAGUAUACAAUUUUUCAACUCGAAAUCAAUCGCAGUAAAUGUAAAAGUGAUAAGCAAAAACAAAUUAAAAAUGGCUCACUUUAGUCGACGCGAUACUACGUAUAGCGCCCUAGACAAUGAAACGUCUCCGCCUUUAGCUCAUUUGGCAGAUUCUACAAAUGCUGCCCCUAUGAUGCUAACCCUGGACCAUGAACAUGAAGACGCUACUAAUGUUAUCAUCCAUAAAGUACCAAAAAACAAAGGAGGAUGGACUCAUAUAGAAGAUCUAGACUCUUUCUUCACAAGAAUGUAUCAUUACUACAUAAGAGGAGGAUUUUACCCAAUGAUUAUGUCAGAUUUCUUUUACUUAUUGCAAUUUGUUUUCAUCAUAUGGUUUUCAACAUUUUUGGUGCACUGUGUCAAAUAUCCUGUUCUAUUCAGAAAUGACCCAAAUGCAAACAGGAGUGAAAAACUUAGUUUAAAUGAUGUUAUAUAUUCAUGUUCAGAAUGUGUUGGAUUUAUUUCUUGGCACUGGUGGUGCCUCAUCAUGUUAUGUUCUAUAAUUUGGAUAAUGAGACUAGUCUUAUCAAUAUAUCAUUUAUAUUAUGCAUAUGAUACAAAAUUAUUUUAUAAUAAUGCACUUAAAAUAAAAGAUAGUGACUUAGUAUGGGUAAGCUGGUCAACAGUCCAAGACAGGGUCCGGGAAGCUCAGCCCGAACAUCACAUGUGUGUCCACAAACAGGAAAUUAAUGAGUUAGAUAUCUAUCAUCGAAUCCUUAGGUUUAACAACUACAUGGUAGCCAUGGUUAACAAAAGUUUACUGCCACUACAGAUACAUGUGCCUUUUGUGGGUGAUUUCCACUACUUGUCUAAAGGUUUAAAGUGGAAUUUGGAAUUUCUUUUAUUCUCUAGUCCGUGGAGUCCCUGGGAGAACUGCUGGCAGCUGCGGGAGUGCUACAAAGACCAUUCGAAGCGGAUGAUAUUGGCUCGUCAGCUGGAGAGGCAGAUCCUGUUCCUGGCACUGAUUAAUUUAUUACUGACACCGCUUAUACAGGCUUGGCAGAUUCUAUAUUUCUUCUUCAACUAUGCAGAGCUAAUAAAGCGGUCGCCGGGCUCGCUCGGGCUGCGCACUUGGUCGCUGUACGCGCGCGUGACGCUGCGGCACUUCAACGAGCUGGAGCACGAGCUGCGCGACCGGCUCAACCGCGCGCACAAGCCCGCCACCAAGUACCUGGCCAGCUUCUCCUCGCCCAUCACCACGGUUAUCGCCAAGAAUGUGAUGUUCUUCUCGGCGAGCGUGCUGGGCGUGCUGGUGAUGCUGUCGGUGUACGACGAGGACGUGCUGACGGUGGAGCACGUGCUGACCAUCAUCACCAUCCUGGGCUGCGUACUGGCCGGCGCCAGGGCGUUGAUCGGCGAGGAGGAGCGGUUGUCGGGCGGGUGCGCGGGGCCGGCGCGCGGCGAGGAGCUGUUCGUGCAGGUGCUGGGCCACGUGCACUACCUGCCCGCGGCGUGGCGCGGCCGCGCGCACACCAAGGACGUGGCCGCGCACUUCCAGCAGCUGUUCCAGUUCCGAGCGGUGUACAUCCUGUUCGAGGUGUUGAGCCCGCUGCUCAGCCCGCUCGUGCUGUACCGGCUGCGCUCGCGCGCGCUCGACAUCGUCGACUUCUACCGCAACUUCACCGUCAGCGUGCUGGGCAUCGGCGACGUGUGCUCCUUCGCGCAGUUGGACAUCCGGCGCCAUGGACACCCCGAUUGGCAGGCCCCUGGCAAACAUGCUGAAAAAGCGAAAGGCAACACGCAGUACAACCAAGGCGAGGGCGGCAAGACGGAGCUCUCGCUGGUGGCGUUCUCGUGCCGGCACCCCGGCUGGCAGCCCGCCGAGCCCGCGCAGCGCCAGUUCCUGCGCUCGCUGCGCCAGAGCAUGCACCACGCCGUGCCCGCCAACAACGCGCUGAACAAAACGAUGCUCGGAUCGUAUAUACAGCAGAGCAUAUUUGGCACCAACACUCCGUUGCCUGCUGUGCUCUCCUACUACCAGCAGCGGCAGCCAUAUAGAUUACCCGAUAUGGAUGAGACCAGCGACGAGGAGGAGGAAGGGCCGGGGUCGGCGGUGAGCAGCGCGCGCGUGAGCUCGCGCUCGUUCGGCCUCGCGGGCGCCAGCAGCGGCCUCGGGGCCAGCGCGCUCGGCCUCGUGCCCGCCGACGCGCCCGCCGACGAGACACGCGACAUGUCCGUCAGCACGCUGCACCUUUACGAUCUGCACAUCUCGCACGCCUCGCCGUCGGUGGCGGCUUGUUGCGUGAACAACUGCUCGGACCGGCAGGGCCGCUGGGAGCAGGGCGAGCAUACGCCGCUCCUUCACCACCCAUAACGCCGGUCGCCGCCGCUGCCCCGCCCCGCCCCGGUCUGGGUAUAGACACGGUUCCCUACCGCACUUCGACAAGGGACCGCCGCUCACUCUACCUAUACUCUGUAUCUUUAAGUAUUUAAAUAAAAAUAAACAAUAUCUACCUUCAAAUUGCUCCUUAGCCGGUUGAGGGUAGAUGAAAACAUUACACGAUCAAAUAAUGUAGGUUAAAGUCAGGCCGUUCAGUUCAGUGACUGAUCCAGGCGGUUUUGUAAUUGGUCGGUUAACCAAUAAAUGUUAUAACUUCCCGAAAAUGUACAAAUUGUUUGUUUACUUUUAUUUAAAUACCUAAAGAUACAGAGUAUGGCUAAUGAAUAAUAAUGAAACUUGAAAUCACAUUUCGUUGACGAUUCAAUACGCAUUGACGAUUGUUUCAUUAUUAAUCAUCGCCAAUAAGAAAUAUAAUCGUGCUGCGCUGUCAGUGAGCACCCUUCCGUAAGACUCGUAUGUGAACGUCUGCCGUCGUUAACUAUUCAGGACUUUAGUAACCGUGUAAAUAUUGUAUACAUUUAAUUAGGUGUAGUAUAAAUGUAAUUGUAUAAAAAAGUAACAUACCUUGCGAUUUAAAUGCAAGAAAAUCAUUUUAGUAACGUUUUACGUUACAUAAGUAAUUUUGAGGCGGCCGGCUAAUACAUUGUUUCUUGAUUAUUGGAUUUAUGAAAAACUGCUCCACAACCGACGUGGCAAAUUUUUGUUUUUCGCUAUAUUUUAUGCAUAUGUAUUUCACUAUACCUCCAUUUUCGCCGUUAAGUUUAUACUAAUCUAGAUAUGAAUUACCUCUACAAUUAAGCAAUGUUUCUAAUUGACCAAAUUAUCUAUAAAUGCUAUGAACUUUUUUGGUUGUCUAAUAGGGACUUGAAAUAUUCGACAGUUGUUGUAAUACCAAAACAUAAUUAUUAAUACCAGACUAGUGUAUUAUGAUAUUUAUGAUGCAAUAAUAUAAUUAUUUUAUGAAUGACCUUUAGACAAUUUUAACACUCGUACCAGAGGAACCAAAUCAAUAACAUUGAAAGAUGAUAUAAUUCUAAUACAAUUAUUUUAUUUACUUUAUUUUUUUGUCGAUAUAAUGUGUUCCAAUACACAUCCAAGUCUUUUCUCAAUCAAUUCAUUGAUAUUAAUAAAAUACAAAAGCUUAGAGUAAUAUAACUUUCUUUAUGAAACUACACAACGGGCCUUAAUC